ACUGUCAUUCUAAAAAGAGAAGCCCGAAAGAACCUCGAAGUUUCGUCUUCCCCGUUGGGAUUUUCGUUGGUUGCAGAAGGGAAGGAAAGGGAAAGCGAGAGAGGGAGAGGCCCGGGGCGGUAAUAUUCUGUGCAUUUACCGCCUGAACGGGUAAAAAAUUGAGACGAAGGUUUGAGGUAAGCGAGGCCGUCUUCCUGCUUCACCUCGUCUGGUCGUUCGUCUCCCCCAUCAACAUCUCUCCUUCUCUCUCUUUUCGGCCUGCAUUGUUUGUCGAGGGCUUGAUUUUCCCUUCCCUACCGCCGGUAUCAUCUCUCCUGCAACUAUAAACAACUUCAAGGAAUGAGCCUGCCGAGGCUUCCGGAUUGGUCACCGCAGAGGUACAGGAGGCAGCAGGACGAGGAGUCGGGCGUUUCCGAUGGCUGGUUGCGUGCUUCACAUGACGAUUCUGACGCCUUCGAUAUCCCGCCACCAAAGAAGGCUUCCGUUGAACGGCUUAAGCGCUGGAGGCAAGCUGCUCUUGUGCUGAAUGCAUCGCGCCGGUUCCGAUACACGUUGGACUUGAAAAGGGAAGAAGAAAAAGAGGAAGCAAGAAAAAAAAUAAGGGCACAUGCUCAAGCAAUAAGGGCGGCACUUCUCUUUAAAGAGGCUGGUGGAACUCCAUCCCCUGUACCAGGCCCACCUCAGGAAUUCCCGUCUGCUGUUCAUGGUUUUGGAGUUGGAUGUGAGAAACUUGCUGCAUUGAAUCGGGACCAUGACACUUCUUCCUUACAAGAAUAUGGCGGGGUUGAAGGGCUAGCUAACCUGCUAAAAGCUAACCUGGAUAAGGGGAUUCCUGGAGAUGAUAACGAACUUUUGAUCAGAAGGCAGGCAUUUGGUGAAAAUACAUAUCCAAAAAAAAAGGGGAGGAGUUUUUUUGUCUUUCUUUGGGAAGCUUGUCAAGACACAACACUUAUUAUCCUGAUGAUAGCUGCUGCCCUUUCACUAGGAUUAGGAAUCAAGACUGAGGGCAUUAAGGAAGGCUGGUAUGACGGUGGAAGCAUUGCAUUUGCUGUUUUUCUUGUUAUUUUUGUCACAGCUACUAGUGAUUACAAGCAGUCUCUUCAAUUCCAAAGUUUAAAUGAAGAAAAGAGAAACAUCAAACUUGAGGUUAUUAGAGGUGGACGAAGAUUUGAGGUGUCAAUAUUUGAUAUUGUGGUUGGUGAUGUUAUUCCCUUGAAAAUCGGUGAUCAGGUUCCAGCUGAUGGUGUGCUUAUCGUCGGGCAUUCUCUUGCAAUUGAUGAGUCUAGUAUGACUGGGGAGAGCAAAAUUGUUCACAAAGACCAGAAGGACCCAUUUUUGAUGUCUGGUUGCAAAGUUGCUGAUGGUUAUGGUAACAUGCUAGUGACUGGUGUUGGAUUGAACACUGAAUGGGGGCUACUGAUGGCCAGUAUAUCAGAGGAUAAUGGUGAAGAAACACCAUUGCAGGUACGGCUGAAUGGUGUGGCCACUUUUAUAGGCAUGGUAGGGCUCUCAGUGGCCUUUGUUGUUCUUGUGGUUCUUGUUGUCAGAUACUUUACUGGUCACACCAAAAAUGCAGAUGGCUCAGUCCAAUUUCAGCCUGGAAAGACCCGAGUUGGUACUGCACUAAAUGGGACUGUUAAGAUCAUAACUAUUGCGGUGACCAUUGUGGUUGUUGCUGUUCCUGAGGGUCUCCCGUUGGCUGUGACUUUGACCCUCGCAUAUUCUAUGAGGAAAAUGAUGAUGGAUAAAGCCCUGGUUCGCAGGCUUUCAGCUUGUGAAACUAUGGGAUCUGCCACAACAAUUUGCAGCGAUAAGACUGGAACACUUACCUUGAAUCAGAUGACGGUUGUAAAGGCCUUUGCUGGUGGGAAGAUGUUAGAAGCACCUGACAAGGCAGAUUUGUUGUCACCCAGGGCAUCUUCCCUUUUAACUGAAGGAAUAGCACAGAAUACAACUGGAAGUGUAUAUGUUUCUGAGGAUGGUCAGGUUGAAGUAACUGGGUCACCAACUGAGAAGGCUAUACUUUAUUGGGGACUAAAGCUUGGUAUGAGGUUUGAGGAUUUGCGGUCACAAUCAUCUGUUGUGCAAGUCUUCCCUUUCAAUUCAGAGAAGAAGCGCGGUGGAGUUGCUAUUCAACUGUCAGAGUCGGAUAUUCAUAUACAUUGGAAAGGUGCUGCAGAGCUGGUACUUGAUUCCUGCACUCAGUAUCUUGAUCAAGAUGGUUCAAUUCAGCAGAUUAACCCUGACAAGAUGAAUGAAUUCAAACAUGUUAUUGAAAAGAUGGCAGGAGAGAGCCUUCGGUGUGUUGCCUUUGGUUUCAGACAGUGUGAUGUCAAAAAGGUUCCAGUCAGCAUAGAGCAGCGGAAACAGUGGGUGCUACCAGAUGAUGGCCUUGUUUUGUUGGCAAUUGUAGGUAUAAAGGAUCCUUGCCGUCCAGGUGUGAAAGAAGCAGUUAACCUUUGUAGGAAUGCUGGAGUGAAGGUCCGCAUGGUUACUGGAGACAAUAUCCAGACAGCAACAGCUAUUGCUUUAGAGUGUGGCAUUCUUGACUCUAGGGAGCUUCAGCCAGGGGCAAUUAUUGAAGGAAGGGCUUUUCGUGUCCUUUCAGAAACAGAAAGGCAGCAUGUUGCACGUGAUUUAUCUGUGAUGGCAAGAUCUUCCCCUAAUGACAAACUGCUACUUGUCCAAGCACUAAGGAAACAAGGAAAUGUUGUGGCAGUUACUGGAGAUGGCACAAAUGAUGCUCCUGCAUUGCACGAGGCAGAUAUAGGUCUUGCAAUGGGUAUUCAAGGAACUGAAGUUGCAAAGGAAAGUGCAGAUAUCAUCAUCUUAGAUGAUAAUUUCUCGUCAGUUGUAAAGGUUGUCCGAUGGGGUCGUUCGGUAUAUGCAAAUAUUCAGAAAUUCAUUCAAUUUCAACUCACUGUCAAUGUUGCAGCUCUCAUAAUAAAUGUGGUCGCUUCAAUUUCUGCAGGAGAUGUGCCUUUAAAAGCAGUGCAGCUUCUCUGGGUUAAUCUCAUAAUGGACACUCUUGGAGCACUUGCAUUGGCUACUGAACCACCUACAGAUGAUCUUAUGCAGAGACGCCCAGUUGGUCGGAGGGAUCCUCUUAUUACCAAUGUUAUGUGGAGAAACGUCAUUGUACAAGCAAUCUAUCAAGUGACAGUUCUACUUGUGCUCAACUUUGAUGGCAUACGCUUAUUGCAUCUUAGUAAUCAGACAAAGGCUGAUGCUGAGGAUGUGAAGAAUACCUUUAUCUUUAAUGCAUUUGUCAUGUGUCAAGUUUUUAAUGAGUUCAACGCUCGAAAACCUGACAAGUUAAAUAUCUUCUCUGGAGUUACCAAAAACCACCUUUUUAUGGGGAUUAUAGGGGCUACAGUUAUAUUUCAGGCAUUGAUUGUUGAAUUCCUUGGGAAAUUUGCAUCGACUGUUAGGCUGAGCUGGCAGUUAUGGAUUGCCUCUAUUGCUCUUGGUUUCAUAAGCUGGCCCCUGGCAUUACUUUCUAAGCUUCUUCCCGUCCCAGAGACCCCAUUUGCUGAGUAUUUCAGGCGGAUGUAUUGUUGCAAACCAGGUGGCAAGGGUGGCGAACGUUGUGGAGAACGUCAACAAAGCAGCGAAGCACAAGAUGGUAGUGCACGCUGAAAACCAAAUCCCACUGUGAUCGUGCAGGCCAAUAAAUCAAUAAAGGGGUUUAACAAGGAAUUACUUCCCAUCUCCCUUCAUCUUUCUAUGUCAAACUGUGAGCAUCUUUAUUAUGGAUAUCUUCCAAAGGUAUCAAUAUUAAGAUCCUGGAUUUUUGUAUUGGUGGAGUUGACAUAACGAUUCACUUGUAGUUGAUUACUCAGCCAACGUCUUGGCACUAAACGAACUUGACUCACCUAAACCUGUCUUCAGCUUUAUAGAACAAACAAAUCAAGCUUGAGCCUGCUGGAGAUAAACAAGUUUGAACAACCACUUUUGAAGCUUAA
Molecule: messenger RNA, 3965 nt
Organism: Nymphaea colorata (pocket water lily)
Lineage: Eukaryota; Viridiplantae; Streptophyta; Magnoliopsida; Nymphaeales; Nymphaeaceae
Product: calcium-transporting ATPase 5, plasma membrane-type-like
Exons: 34
Coding region: 340-3639 (1099 amino acids)
Biological process (GO): calcium ion transmembrane transport
Cellular component (GO): membrane; intracellular membrane-bounded organelle
Molecular function (GO): P-type calcium transporter activity; calmodulin binding; ATP hydrolysis activity
Source: RefSeq, a predicted model, not a curated record